AUUUUUUACAAGUUUUUAUCCUGAAUAUGUUUUCAAGAAAAGAAACAGAAGUUGUGAAAAACAAUGAAGUUAAUGAAAAGCAUAACAAACUUACAAAAUAGCCCUCUUCAUUUUUUAGAUCAUUCAGUUCCUCUAAAAAAGGUCCAAAGGAUGGAAAAGGUAUAAACAUAGAGCUAAUCGAAUAGAUUUUCAGUUUUUUGAUCGUACUUAAGAUUGCAGCUUUUACACAAUACUUUAUAUGCUUGUUAACUUUUAAAAAGUGGAGGAUGAUCAUAAAAGGAAAGGUUUCUCAUUAUUAACCAACAGUAAACCUAUAAUGAAUAUGGAAACAUAUACUAAUCUAAGUGUACUUCGUCCGUAAUUUCCAUUCAUUUUUAACAUAGAGAACUGAUUUAUUUUUUUUCCGUUAUUUCAGUGAGAGAUUUACACGAUUUCUAUAUUGAUUUUUAUGCAUCAUUUGACAUAAAUAAGAAUUUCACUUUAGAAAAAAAAGAGUUGGCUAAAAUGUUCACAGUUAUGCUUGAAUAAUUGGGUCAUACAAAAUUUAAGAUCUUUAGUGAUAAAACAUUGAUUGAAGCAGAUGCAUUUGAUGGAUAGCUAACAUCAAAAUUAAUUGAAGAUAUUUCUGAAAAUUUUUUAAUGCCAGAGGACUAAAGCAAAGUAGAUUAUUUACUUAUCUUCCCAUAUAUUUUGAGUUUUUAUUUGGAAUAUACAUAUUAAGAGAUUAAGAGUAAAUAAAAACGUCUAGAAAUAAUGAAAGGUAUUGAAACUAUUAAAGGAAAAGAAGUUGAAAUUAAGAAUAUAACAAGUCUAAUUUCAAUUUUAAAAGAAAUGGGAAUAGAUUAUAUAAAAGAUAAAAAUACUUAUAAAUUAUCUUAUCGAGAUGUAGAAAAUAUACUUUUAAAAUUUAAAAAUAUUUAAAAAUGGAUUACUUUUGAUGUUAUUUCAUAAAUUUUAGAGUCUCUAAGUAAAAUAAUGUAAGUGGAUAAAAAAACUUAGGAAGAAACAAAAAAAAUUAAAGUAAAAAAAAUAAUAGACUUUUUGUCUCUUAAAUUGUGUAUACAUUAAAAUUGUUUAAAAAUUAAAUAACAAAAAUCAAAUGUUAAUUAAUCAGUUUAUUUAGAAGUAUGUAUUAUAUUGAUUUUAGAUAUCAAUACUAUGGAAUUGUGCUUAAAACUCAUCAUGGAUGUAAGAAAAAUUAUUCACUUUGAAAUUUGAAAAGUAUAUUAACAAUCAUUUCCAAGAAUAGGAACAAUUUAGUAGAGUAGAAUUAUAAAAAUGUUUGGAAGGUUUUUUUAAGAAGUUCUUUUAGCUUAUGCCAAAGCAAUAAAUUUAUUAAAUUAUUUAGUGUCAUGAAUUAUUUAAAGAUGAUAAUAUUGCUAAGAAUAAUAAGAUAGAGAGAAAUGAUUUAAUUCAAUCAUUAUUUACUAUGGUUUGUUCCGAUGGAUUUAAUAAAUUAAAGUAGUAUAUUAAAAUUAAAUUUGAUGGAAUUAUCAAAAGUACAGGCAAUAAUUAAAAAUAUUCCAAUUAUGGAAAAAUGCUUGAUUAGGAAAGUAUCUAAGGAGGAAUAUCUUCAUAAAGGUAGCUUUAAGAAUAAUAGCGAUAAUAAUCCUAAAAUAUAUAGAGUAAAACAGCAAUAAAUUAAAUAAAGAAGGAUGAAAGUGAUAAUAGUGCAUCAAGUGGAGAUGAGGGAAAUAAUAUAAAAGCCACAUAAAAGUUUAAAAUUGCAGUAAGGGCAAUCUAAUCUGGAAAUGCUUUAAUAUAAGAAAAGAAUGAAGCUAAGGAUAUAUUAAAAGCUUGCUUGAUUAUGGAUAGUUUUUUGAAACGUCAAACUCAAAGGAUUAAAAGUCAUGUAAAAGAAACUAAAUCUUUAAAUAAUUCAAUUAUUAAUUCUGAAAUUCCAAAGCACUAAUAAUAAUAAGAUAAUAACAUUCUUUUUGAAACAUAGUCAUAAAUAAAUUAUAAAAAAUAAAAUGUAAUAUAAAAUGAAAAUCGUGGAGGAAAGAAAGAAAAAGAAACUAAAGGAUAGGAUAAAAGUAAUGCUUAAAUUGAAAAAAAUUAAAAUGUUGAUUUAGAAGCACUUCAAAAUAAUUCUUAAUUAAAGAAGGAAUAAAACUAAGAUUUAUGUUAUAAUGAACAAAAAAAGACAAAACAUAAGGAUAGAAAUCAAGUUUCUAAUGAAUUGUAAUUGGUUUUGGGUAAAUCAAAUGAUGACUUUGGACCUAAUAAUUUUAAAAAAGCAAUUAGAGUUCAAUCUAAAUAAGAAGUAACAUAAUCAUAAAGACCUCUUUUAAAAUAAAAUGAAGUAAAUCUAUAUUUUAUUUAGUAAUAAGAUAAUUUAAUAUUAAUAGAUGAAACUGCAUUAGAAUAAAUGAUUAAAAGCAAUCAAACUAAAACAAGAAACAAAAGUAAAAACUAACCUAAAUCUACUAGAGAUGAUUGUUAAUGUAAAUUGUUUUGAAAUAAU
Paramecium sonneborni is the source of this 2467-nucleotide messenger RNA. NCBI's taxonomy places the organism in Eukaryota, Ciliophora, Oligohymenophorea, Peniculida, Parameciidae. The record is from the annotation of a GenBank genome assembly.